Messenger RNA from Wasmannia auropunctata (little fire ant), 408 nucleotides. Its product is annotated as neuronal acetylcholine receptor subunit alpha-10-like. The coding region runs from base 44 to 388 and encodes 114 amino acids. The transcript has 2 exons. Lineage: Eukaryota; Metazoa; Arthropoda; Insecta; Hymenoptera; Formicidae. Gene Ontology annotation, cellular component: membrane. Gene Ontology annotation, molecular function: extracellular ligand-gated monoatomic ion channel activity. The record is from RefSeq and is a predicted model, not a curated record. Gene Ontology annotation, biological process: monoatomic ion transport.
UAAAUAAUAAUAUUAAAAUACUAGCUAUUUACAACAGGAACCCAUGUACGUGAAAAAUGCAGAGUGGAAACUAAUGGACUUGAGUAAAUCGCGUGAAGUAGUUAAGUACCCUUGUUGUCCGGAACCAUAUGUCAAUCUAAAUUAUAAAAUGACUUUAAAGAGGAACUCGGCGCUUUAUUGCAGUAUAUUGCUAAUGCCUGCUGCCGCCAUUGUUUUCUUGGUUCUGGUCACGUUUUGGUUACCACCACAAAGUGAAAUGAAGAUCAGUGUCGCGGCCUGUACUAUAUUAAUCAUCGCCGUAUUUUUAGGCUAUCUCGGCCUUAAAGUACCAUUAACGACGACUCCUCCACUCAUAGGUAGACUAAUGCAAAAGUAUACUUCCUCUUAAAAUCUUCUAUUAUUUUCAGU